Messenger RNA from Monopterus albus (swamp eel), 925 nucleotides. RefSeq names its product zinc finger BED domain-containing protein 1-like. The coding region runs from base 386 to 925 and encodes 179 amino acids. The record is from RefSeq and is a predicted model, not a curated record. The transcript is spliced from 3 exons. Lineage: Eukaryota; Metazoa; Chordata; Actinopteri; Synbranchiformes; Synbranchidae.
CCACGGACCUGUGGUCCAGUCGCACCACCGAACCCUACAUGAGCUUUACUGUUCACUUUAUCAGCAAAGACUUGAACUAACAACACGCUGCCUGGAAGUUGCAUAUUUCCCUGAAUCCCACACCAGUGAAAACAUAGCCACUGCUCUGCAGGAUGUUUUAGCAAACUGGGGCUUGAAAGAAGAGAAACAAGUGUCUAUUACAACAGACAACGGCGCUAAUGUAGUAAAAGCUACCGAACUCAACAAGUGGGUCAGACUACAGUGCUUUGGCCACCGCUUGCAUCUGGCCAUUGAGAAUGCUGUUAAAGGUGAUGAGCGCAUUACUCGAGCUGUAGGUCUUUGCAAGAAGUUAGUGGGACAUUUCUCCCACAGCUGGAAGGAGAAGAUGGCACUGAAAAAGGCACAGCAAGAUCACCACCUCCCAGAGCACGCACUCAUCACAGAAUGUCCUACUAGAUGGGGAUCCAGGCAACACAUGAUUCAGAGAGUUCUUGAGCAGCAGAAGGCCAUAUGUGAAGUUUUAUCAGCAGACAGAAAGUCAAGACAUUUAGUUCCCACUUGGCAAGACCUAGAUGUUCUGGAGUCCAUUAACCAGGCACUGCAGCCUCUACAAGAGUUCACAGAUGCCCUUUCUGCUGAAAGAGAUGUGAGUGUUUCAUGUGUCAAACCGGUCCUACACGUGAUGAACACCUCUCUUCUUGCUGCAAAGGACGAAGACAGUGACUUAACAAAGUGCAUAAAGAAAAAGAUCCUGGACUACAUGAACACAAAGUAUGACAACCCAGCUACUCAAGAACUUCUGGACAUGGAAUCCUUUGUGGAUCCCAGAUUCAAAGCUGGCUACAUCAGCAGUGACAAGGUCCUCAACAUCAAAGCAAGAGUGAUGUCUGAAAUUGAAACAUGGCAGGCUGAGCGCCAUCGGUGA